AAAUAAAGAGUUGGCGUUGAGCUUUUGUCGAUAGAUAGCCUCGUACUCUUUUGGAAGUGUAUAGCUACAUAUGUAUGAUUUUAAUUUGAGCCAGUUUGCUACAACAGUAAAAUAAUCCUAAAGCAACAGGAAAUGUGAAUGGUUACAUUUUUCGUUUGGCAAAACAAGUCUGACAUUUUAAAUUGAAUAUUGCAAUAUUUCGAAGGCUUUUUAAACCUCGAAUACACUAUCAAUUUGCAUUUCCUUCUGUGCAGGAACAUUCUCAGCAACAAAAGAGUGAUCAAAUUAAGAGCCUACAUCUGUAGAGCUGCAAGCGAGAGCAGGAGAAACUGAAAUCUGCAGGCGACUGAUAUUUAUUGCCCAUGUUUGCACUGACAAGGUGUGAGUGGGAGAUCCAGAACAACUCUCCCCCGGCACCUUGAAAUUACUCGUCCAGCGCCACCAACUCAGCAAGUGCUACCAUGGUAGUUGAGAGCGGCAACUUAAAUUUUAGCACCGAUGACAGCUCCGGGACGAACCUCAGCCCGAAAGACAGUGUCCGCGACACUCUCACGUCCAGGGACCAGUCCGACCUCGGCAGGACAGGGCACACAGUGGUAGCCGUGUUUCUCGGUGUCAUUUUCCUGUUAGGAUUCCUCAGCAAUUUAUUCGUCCUUCUCGUCUUUGCGCGGUUUCAGGUGCUGAGGACGCCCAUCAAUCUCAUCCUGCUCAACAUCAGUGUGAGCGACAUGCUGGUGUGUAUCUUCGGAACUCCCUUUAGUUUUGCCGCGAGCCUCUAUGGCAGAUGGCUCAUUGGAGCCCACGGGUGCAAAUGGUACGGUUUCGCCAACUCGCUUUUCGGCAUCGUUUCUCUAGUAUCCUUGGCAAUCCUCUCCUACGAGCGCUACUCCACGAUAUUGUGUUACACAAAGGCUGACCCGUCUGACUACAAGAAGGCCUGGCUGGCUAUCGCGGGCGCCUGGCUCUACUCCUUGGUGUGGACGGUUCCACCUUUCUUUGGCUGGAGCAGCUACGGUCCAGAGGGGCCAGGCACCACAUGCUCAGUGCAGUGGCACCAGCGCUCUUCUGGGAACAUCUCCUAUGUCACCUGCCUCUUCAUCUUCUGCCUCCUACUUCCCCUGCUGCUCAUGAUGUUCUGCUAUGGGAAGAUCCUCUUUGCCAUCCGUGGGGUAGCCAAAAUCAACCAGUCGUCUGCACAGCGGCGGGAGACCCAUGUGUUGGUGAUGGUUGUCUCCAUGGUGUCCUGCUACCUGCUGUGCUGGAUGCCCUACGGGGUGGUGGCUCUGCUGGCCACCUUCGGCCAGGUUGGCCUGGUCAGCCCCACCACAAGCAUUGUCCCCUCCAUCCUUGCCAAAAGUAGCACCUUUCUCAACCCUGUCAUAUAUGGGCUUUUAAAUAACCAGUUCUACAGGUGCUUCCUGGCCUUCAUGAGCUGUGGGUCAGAGGCAGCAGGCAGCCACACCCUCCACACCGUGCCCAGCAGCCGAGUGGUUGGCCCUAAUGGCAACUCUCCAGCCCCAGAGGAGCCUGGUACACGCGAGCCUCUGGACGGCAGUGGGACCUCCUCGAAGACUCAGACACGUGGCCAGCAGAGAGACAAACGUGACCUGGUCCUGGUUGUGCACUACACCCCUUGAGGAACAGAGGUAUUUUGGGCCGUGGAGAAAAAGCCCACUCCUCUGCUCAUAAGAGCCUAAACAUGGUGCCCCACACUGCAACAUAUGAUAUGAUAGAGGAAGUUAUCUAUUCGGCUGCAAACUGGAGAUACUUAAUGUAUCUCUCUUUUCGUUAGAUGGUGUAAUUUGUCACCUGGAUGUGUAAAUGCUCUGUCAUUUAUAUCGCAGCAACCUUUUCCUUCACCCUGCGGUUGAGUGUGUGCUGUUCGGCCACAAGGUGGCAGCCUGCUGUAACAUUGACCUAUGCUGGAGUCUGUAGAGAUAAAAACAUUCAUCCGUCUUAGUAAACCCAGCCCUUACAUACCACCAGAUGUAAGAUCUCCUGUAUAUAAUCUUUGUACCAAGUGGUCGGUGAGUUGAUGUGGCUGCAGAACUUGAUGGCAGUGUUUCCGAUGUAGAUUAUGAGAUGGCAACCCAUUGUUCAUCACGGGUUCUCUCUCUCACAUGUAACUAGAACCUGGAUGCCUUGUUGUGUACGCAUGUUCAAACACAGUAACAUUCACAAUGCUCCCGCUAUUCAUGUUGAGAAUCACCAUUCUUUUACAAGAUGGUUGUCACAUUAUUAAGAGGCUCUGAUAAGGGGCUCCUAACCUUUUCUUCAUCUAUGAACAUUGUUACACUUUGACAUCGUGUUAUCAUUGAUGUAGUGACCUGUUUAAUAAAGAUGUUUUACAAAGAU
Messenger RNA from Oncorhynchus kisutch (coho salmon), 2355 nucleotides. RefSeq names its product pinopsin. Bases 462 to 1637 code for a protein of 391 amino acids. The transcript is spliced from 4 exons. Gene Ontology annotation, cellular component: membrane. Gene Ontology annotation, molecular function: G protein-coupled receptor activity. Lineage: Eukaryota; Metazoa; Chordata; Actinopteri; Salmoniformes; Salmonidae. The record is from RefSeq and is a predicted model, not a curated record. Gene Ontology annotation, biological process: visual perception; G protein-coupled receptor signaling pathway.